Molecule: messenger RNA, 2172 nt
Organism: Kuraishia capsulata CBS 1993
Lineage: Eukaryota; Fungi; Ascomycota; Pichiomycetes; Pichiales; Pichiaceae
Exons: 1
Coding region: 1-2172 (723 amino acids)
Biological process (GO): DNA replication initiation; DNA replication; double-strand break repair via break-induced replication
Cellular component (GO): MCM complex; nucleus
Molecular function (GO): single-stranded DNA helicase activity; 3'-5' DNA helicase activity; DNA replication origin binding
Source: RefSeq, a predicted model, not a curated record
AUGUCUUUUGAUCAAGCCGAAGUUUACAGCACUUCUGUUCUUCCGGGAGAAACUCCCACCCAGGAUCAGAACUCUGAGGUGAUCAAGGCCUUCAAGAGUUUCGUGUUGGAGUUCAGAAUCAACAACCAGUUUAUCUACAGAGAACAGCUCAGAGAAAAUUUGCUAUCCAAGAAAUACCAAUUGAUCGUUCAGAAUGAGCAUUUGAUUGUUUUUAGUGAGGAGUUGAACAAGAGAUUAUGUGAUGAUCCUUCAGAGAUGACGCCUCUUUUUGAGCUGGCAAUCACCGAAAUCGCGAGAAGAAUUACGUAUCUUUCUAACGACGAGGUUCCUCACAACUUCCCCACGUGUCAGUUAGUGUUAAUAACUGGUGAAAACCGAAUUUCUCUGAGAGACCUGGACUCGGAACACAUCUCCAAAAUCGUCAAAGUGUCUGGAAUCGUCAUUAGUGCUUCUUCCUUGAACUCAAGAGCCACGGUUGUAACUCUGAUGUGUCGGUCCUGCAAACACACGAUGAUUCUGAAGGUGCCUCAAACUUUGGGAGCUCCACAAUUCCCCAAGUCUUGCCAGGCUGCUCUUCCACCGGAUCAGAAGAAAAGUGAAUGUCCUCCAGAUCCCUAUCUUAUUGUGCACGAUAAGUCCACGUUCAUCGACCAGCAGGUGCUCAAACUCCAGGAAACUCCAGACAUGGUUCCAGUUGGUGAGAUGCCAAGACACAUCAUUUUGAGUGUUGACAGGUACCUGACCAACCAGGUCAUUCCCGGAACGAGAUGUGACAUCACCGGUAUCUACUCUAUCUACCAGGCAAAGGUUAGAGCGCAGGGUUCGAGCAGCAACGUCGCUAUCAGAAACCCCUACAUGAAGGUCUUGGGUAUACAGACCGACAGAGAGAACGUUGGAAUUGGAGGAAACAUCACCUUCACCGAGGAAGAGGAGGAAGAGUUCUUGGCCCUAGCCAGAAGUGAUGACUUCUAUGAAAGAUUUGCCAGUUCGAUUGCACCUUCAAUCUACGGAAACGAAGACAUCAAGAAGGCCAUUACAUGUCUGCUCAUGAGUGGUUCCAAGAAGCUUCUUCCAGACGGUAUGAGACUGAGAGGUGAUAUCAACGUCCUGCUACUGGGAGAUCCCGGUACUGCCAAAUCUCAGCUGUUGAAGUUCGUUGAGAAGGUUUGUCCCAUCUCCAUCUACACCUCGGGUAAAGGUUCGUCUGCUGCAGGUUUAACUGCCUCGGUUCAGAGAGACCCAAAUACCAGAGACUUCUAUCUGGAAGGAGGUGCCAUGGUGCUGGCAGAUGGUGGAGUGGUUUGUAUUGAUGAGUUCGACAAGAUGAGAGAUGAAGAUAGAGUUGCUAUCCAUGAAGCUAUGGAGCAACAGACGAUUUCCAUUGCCAAGGCUGGUAUCACGACCAUUCUGAAUUCCAGAACUUCGGUGCUUGCAGCUGCCAAUCCCAUUUUUGGUAGAUACGACGAUAUGAAGUCUCCAGGUGACAAUAUCGAUUUCCAAUCCACGAUUCUUUCCAGAUUUGACAUGAUCUUCAUUGUGAAGGACGAGCACAACGAGAGAAGAGAUAUCUCCAUUGCGCAGCACGUCAUGAAUGUUCAUACCACAGGUACCUCCACUGAGAACGAGGUUGCCGGCGAGAUUCCAAUUGAGAAAAUGAAGAGGUAUAUUACUUACUGCAGAUCCAAGUGCGCGCCGCGUUUAUCUCCUGCUGCUAGUGAAAUUUUGUCGUCGCAUUUCGUGGAAAUCAGAAGAAUGGUCAAGCAAAAGGAGGCCAACUCUACUGAAAAGUCUUCGAUUCCGAUUACUGUCAGACAAUUGGAAGCUAUCAUCAGAAUCACUGAGUCUCUGGCGAAGCUGGAGUUGUCGCCAAUUGCUACUGAGAGGCACGUCAACGAAGCUAUUAGACUUUUCAAGGCAUCCACCAUGGAUGCCGUGAACGAGGGUAACAGCGAUACCUCUCAAGUCAACGACCAGAUUGGAAAGAUCGAGGAUGAGCUCAAGAAAAGAUUGCCUAUUGGCUGGUCCACUAGCUAUAACACUCUGAGAAGACAGUUUGUGGAGAAGAACAACUAUACGCAGUACGCAUUGGACAAGGCCCUUUACGUUUUGGAAAGACGUGAGACCAUUCAGUUCAGACAUCAAAGAUCAAACGUCUUCAGGUGUGGUGCUUGA